Molecule: messenger RNA, 3420 nt
Organism: Cordyceps fumosorosea ARSEF 2679
Lineage: Eukaryota; Fungi; Ascomycota; Sordariomycetes; Hypocreales; Cordycipitaceae
Product: phosphoribosyl transferase
Exons: 1
Coding region: 1-3420 (1139 amino acids)
Biological process (GO): cholesterol biosynthetic process
Cellular component (GO): cytoplasm
Molecular function (GO): phosphomevalonate kinase activity; FAD binding
Source: RefSeq, a predicted model, not a curated record
AUGGCAACUCUGGACGAGCUGAAGGCGGCGUUGCAGGCCAGCGCUUCCUCGGCGACACCGCUAACCGUGCGGGAGCCAUUGUCCGAAGAACGAUAUGCGUCAGGCUUUGCCAUCCUCUCUCAUGAGCAAGACUCAUCGUACGGGUCCUUCAUCAUCCCCCAGCUAUCAAGGCUACUGCAAUCUACCCUCAGAUCCCGGAUCCAGAUUUCGGUGCUGGAAAUCGGACCGGGACCGCGGAGCGUCCUAGGGCAGCUCCCCGAGAACCUGAGAGAGAGGGUCGGGGAGUAUGCGGCAUUCGAGCCCAACGCCAUGUUUUCUUCAACGCUGAAAGACUGGCUCCGGGCCGGUUCACAGCAUCAGCCGCCAUUUCCACGCCUCCAGAGCUCACCAUGGAUCCACGUCAGGCCGUUUACCGCUGGCCCUGCUGAGUCCGGCCAUCAUGACAAGUACGACGUCAUCCUAUUCUGCCACAGCAUGUAUGGCAUGAAACCUAAACGACAGUUUAUCCAGCACGCUCUGGGCAUGCUAGUCGAGCGACACGACGCCAUGGUCAUAGUCUUCCACCGAAGCAGAAGUCUGCACGUCCAAGGGCUGCUCUGCCGUCACAUGGCCUGCUCCCCCUCCGAAGUCGUUUCCGUACCGGAUCGAGACGAGGUCCUGGACUGCUUCGCACCUUUCGUUGCCGGCUUCACUCACCAGGAGGGCGACUCCGGGGAGACUGUCCGGCUUGAGUGGCGGCAUAUUUGCCGCACUUUGUGUGUUCGCGACAACGCGAGCGCGGGACAUCUAUGCUUCAGCGCUCCGACUGUCAUGAUGACUUUCUCCAGACACGCAACCGCCUUCGCCGACUUGGCGACCCAUGUUCCGCUGGGCAGCGUGGAUCACGUCAAGAAUCGCCAAGCACGCCGCCACCAGACUGCUUUCGUGGUCCGGCCAACGGAGCUAUCGCAUGUUCAAAAGUGCGUGUACUGGUCCCUCACGAACCACAUCAGCCUCUCGGUUGUCGGCGGCGGUCACGGCGGCCACUGCGUGCAGCCCAACGUCGUCUCCAUGGACAUGGCCGCAUUCAAUACCGUCGACCUUGUCGAGUACCCCGACGCACCGUCCGGCUCGGGCUUUGUCGUUGCCGGAGCGGGUUGCAGGAGCGAGGACAUUGUCCGAGAAGCCUUGGCCGUCGGUCUGACUGUGCCUCUCGGGUCGCGGCCCAGCGUGGGAGCAGGGCUGUGGCUGCAGGGCGGCAUCGGUCACCUGUCGCGGCUGCACGGGCUCGCCUGCGACGCCGUCGUCGGGGCUGUCGUGGUCUGCGUUGGCUCGGGCCGCAUCAUGGUUGUCGGCGAGGUACCAGCGCGAUUCCAGCCCAGCGAUGCUGUCCGGCCGGAGAAUGAAGAGGAUCUGCUAUGGGCGUUGAAAGGCGCGGGUACCAACUUUGGCAUCGUAGUUGCUGUUGUGCUCAAGGCUUUCCCGGCCGUCAACUACUCGAUCCGACAAUGGAUCGCGCCGCUGCGGACCCGUUCCGAGACCCGGCAAAGGCUCACGGGCAUAGAUUCCCUGGCCGUCAAGCUCCCGCGCGCCAGUUCCACAGACGUCUUUCUCUACUGCGAUUCCGAAGGGCUCACACAUGUCUCCGUAAGCAUGUCAGAGUGCUCUGAGGCUAUAGCUACCACUAGCAGUGCGCCGCCGAGCGUGUGCGCGCUUCUUGGGCCUGAGGACUGCAGCAACACGGUCGAUGCCAUCGGCUUGUACGAGACGGAGAUGUACCUUUCCAGCAUCCAUGGUGGACCCGGUGGGAAAAAGACUUCCUCAUUCAAGCGAUGCAUAUUCUUGAACAGCAUCGGCCAAGCGAACGUAACAGAGUCUCUGCUUGCGGCUCUCAAGUGUCGCCCCUCAUCGCUCUGCUACCUGCACCUACUGCAUGCUGGCGGGGCCGUGGCCGACGUAGCUGCCCAUGCCACUGCCUUUGGCUGUCGAGAUUGGACAUUUGCAUGUGUUAUCACUGGUGUCUGGUUUCGAGACCAAGACGCGUCGGCGAGCGAGCGAGCCGCGGUAGAUUGGGUCUACGACGCUGCAUACAAACUGCUCCCCUUGGGUACCGGAGCCUACGGUGCGGAUCUCGGACCAGAUCCGAGGGAUAUACCACUGGCCGUGCGCUCAUUCGGGCCGAAUUUACAUCGUCUGGCUUGCUUGAAGCAAAGGUAUGAUCCACAGCAUGUUCUGGCUUAUGCAUGUCCCAUUAUCUGCCCACGGCCAAGGCAGCGGCUCAUCAUCCUCGUCACCGGCCAACAUGGCGUUGGCAAAGACUACUGUGCUCAAGUCUGGACUUCAGCACUCGCGAAUCACAUAGAUAGAGGCAACGCCAAUCUUCAAGUGCGUUCAGUUUGUAUUAGCGACGUAGCCAAAGCAGAGUACGCCGCGGCUACGGGAGCAAACCUAGGUCGACUGCUUCGCGACCGGGUGUACAAGGAAGAACAUCGGUCAGCGCUGACAAAGUUUUUCAACGACCAACUACAUAUAAGACCUGGACUAAUGGCAGAUCAUUUCUUGCAAGUGGUCUACGACGUAGCGGAAGUGGACGUUCUCAUCAUCACAGGCAUGAGAGACGAGGACCCGAUCGCCAACCUGUCACCCUUGAUCCCUGAUGUUCGGCUGAUCGAGGUUCGCGUAACGGCAAGCAACGAGACACGACGCACACGGAGAUGUCUUGCAGGCGAGACCAAGGACAUUUCUGAAGAUGCCGGCGAUAAAAGCGAGUGGGCUCCCAGCCUGCACUUCCACAACGAAAAGGCCGGAGACGAGGCAGUGCACAACUUUGCAGACAACUUUCUUCUUCGCUACCUGUCCCAUGAUCUGCAACGACUGGAAGACAUGGUGCGCAUCGUUCCCAACUUCCCACGCCCUGGAAUCCAGUUCCGCCACGUCCUAGGCAUCGCCCAGCAGCCCGGUGGCCUGUCACUGUGCACCUCCCUUCUCCAAGGCCACUUCCCCGGCGACUGGUCCAGCAUCGACGCCGUCGCCUGCUGCGAGGCCGGCGGCUUUCUGUUCGCGUCGCCGCUUGCCGCGAGCGUCGAUAUACCGCUGGUGCUGAUGCGCGAGGCCUGCAAGCUGCCCCCGCCCAUGCUGUCCGUCGCCAAGUCGUCGUCGCACAUCUCGUCAAGCGACCUGGGUGGCGACGGCAAGAGGAUAGAGGCGGAUCGUGAUGCUCUGCGGGGGUGUCGGUCCGUGGUGGUGGUGGACGAUGCGCUAGCGAGUGGCAAGACGCUCUGCGCAAUACUGCGUCUGCUGUGCAAGGCGGGCAUCGCGCCGGAGCGCAUCAGCGCCAUGAUCGUUGCCGAGUUUCCGUCACAUCGCGCCCGAGAAAUGCUGCGUAAGCAGGGGUUCGGAAUGGUUGCGAUUAGCAGUCUGAUGGUGUUUGGCGGGGCAUGA